Messenger RNA from Cuculus canorus (common cuckoo), 14340 nucleotides. RefSeq names its product chromosome 7 C10orf71 homolog (gene C7H10orf71). Bases 683 to 5296 code for a protein of 1537 amino acids. Gene Ontology annotation, biological process: positive regulation of calcineurin-NFAT signaling cascade. The transcript has 4 exons. NCBI's taxonomy places the organism in Eukaryota, Metazoa, Chordata, Aves, Cuculiformes, Cuculidae. Gene Ontology annotation, cellular component: Z disc. The record is from RefSeq and is a predicted model, not a curated record.
CUGUUUGGACACCUGUGCUAGGAUAUUAUUACACACAGUGCUCUGGUGUUGGGAGUAUUUUGUCCUCUUCUGUGACAGCACAACUACUGACCACUGACAUUCACCCUCUCUCUAAAAAAGUCCUACAUUAGUUGAUACAGCAACUUAUAGUGCAUCACCCCAAGGUUACUUUGCUUGUUUUGCCAAAUGCUAUUGGACUUCCAGGCCAGACAGGACAAGGGAAGAUGGCACCUUGCAGUCUGCUCCUGUCCUUCCCCUUUGCUCCUUUUGAAGGUGUUUAUCUUUUGAAAGUCUACAAACCUCCAGAGACAUGGGCUUAAUCCUUCUACUAGCAGAGUUCAACUAAGAUCGAAAAAUGCUGAAAGUCAGAAACAUCCAGGGACACUGCUUCUGCUGAAUCUACAUCACUGGACUAUUUCUACCUCCUCGCUAAAGACGGUCAGAAAUGAUGCCAAAUGCAAGCAUGAGAGGGAGUUGUAAAGACGAGAAGCAAAAUUACAUGGAAGAGAAGAAAGUUUCCUUCAGCUAUUCUGUAAGAUGAAUCAACGUGCAGCAGCACCGUGUGGAGGAAUUUCUUUGUGCUUGUGAAUUGCAAACAGCUGGAACCAGCCUACACAGUCGUCUGCUUAUUUGACACUUCAAAUUAAUCCUUUGGAUAACUCAUUCAUGAAUCCCAUGAACAAUGCAGGGAAAUAAGAAACAUACAGAAGGACACAGUGACUCCUCAAGUAUUGGGAGUCUCCUGGACGACACAGACAGAGAGGUAAGCAGCCUCACAGACCGAGCUUUCAAAAGUUUAUGUGUGGCAGAACUCGAAGAUUCUUACAGUGAAACAGAUCUUGCCAUUUCACCUGACUUCGCCCUACAGUUCUCUGCUAAAUUUAACCCAGAUACAUUAAACCAUGCCAUCAAGAAAAGCAAUGUCUAUAACAAGCUAACAGCAAGAAAUAAUGAACAGACAGUAUGGGCUUCCACAUUCCAGCAGUUACCAAAGAAUGCUCCAGAGGAGCAAAGGAUAGCUAAAAAUGACACCUUUGCCAUGGAAAAGAAAAAGCUGACUUUGCCAGUCACUGGUCCAAGGAACAAUAAACAUGUUUCAAAAGUGUCCUCGUUGAUUAAGACAUUUGAUAAGAGUGCAGACCAAGGGUCACGAGGUUCCCUGAUAGCCAUCAAGCAGCCUAUUAAGAAUAGCCUUCAAAAAUGUAGAUUAAAUCAUGGAAAUGAUAUGGCUUGCUGGGAUGACAGAGAAAUUUUAAGCAUCCACAAGGAACCUCCUGAAGUUUCCAAAGCUAGUCAAGGUAGCCACUGUCUCAGUGGCAAACAGGAGCCACAGAAAAGACUUAUUGACCUGAGUUACUGUGGCUCUGAUGGUUGUUAUCCUGUGCUGAUUGAGAUGUCAAAAGUAGCCAAGUCAAAUUUUUCCCGUUCCUCUAAAAAGGCUUUAAAAAACAGAAGUGUGAAAGUUAAUGAGCCAGCAAAAAAAGGUAAUUUUCUUCACAGUGAGAACAGUGCUUUUGAAUCAUGGAAUGUUCAUCACAAAAAAAUGGCAGAAAAGGAGGAAUUUUUUGAUAUAAAAAUGAAAAAGGAAGGACUUACAUACCUGCAAGAAGCACCGUUUAUUAAAGAAUCACACACACAUGAACAUAAAUUGCCAUCUGUCAAGACCACUGUUGCUAAGAAGCAGGAGAAAGAGUUUGAGAUGAAGCCUACUCCACCAGAAGCUACUUUCAGCAUCCCUCUCCCAGCUGUAUAUGUGCCUCAGAGCCCUCUCCCUUCAGAAACCAAAUUUGCUGCUGCUCUUCCUCCCGCACCCCCACCUCGGAUCCAUGCACACCACGGUCCCCCUCGGCCACCUCCUGUCCCACAGGCACUUCUUCCACCCCUCACCCAGCAGGGCCGUCCCCCAACACCCCCUACCCUUGAAGCUCCUCCUGUGCCACCACCUCCGGUGCCAGCUCAACUUUCCCCACCUGCAAUGUCCCAAGCCUCCAUCUCACCCCAGUCUGGGUCCUACAGGAUGACUUCACCCUCACCCACGUGCCAGGCACCCAGCCCGCCUCCAAGACCCCUCGCCACCUUACCUGAAGAGGAGGCCCUCAAUCCCCCAACCUGUCCACCCUGGAGGAAACAGAGAACUAUAAAAGGGGCAGCAGAGAGGAGACAGACUUUAAAGGCGACAUUCACAGCCAGUGACGAGACAUGCUCAUUGUCUGAAAAGGUGACUGGUGCCAAAACUAGUCUGGAUGAGACUCCUCAGCCUAAACAGGUAAGCUCCCCUGGAUCCAUUAGUCCCUCUUUCAACAUCACGGAACUCUUAACACCCAUCAUACCAGCAAAACAGGAGGUGGAUGCUGUUGGAAGUGAGCUGAUCCCACUGACACCUCCUCCCACUGAGAGUACAGCAUUAAGAGACCAUGAGGAGAGCACAUUUGGUGAUUACAGGUCUCGGGAUAGUUAUAAAUCAAAAGUAUCGAGCCUGUUAUUCAACUUGAAGGAUGUCCGUAAACGUGUUAAAAGCAUUUAUACCCCUUCUCCCCUGUUAAGGGCCUUGGAGGAGAAAAAUAAAACCAGGGAAAAUAUACAGGAGAGUACGAAAAUGAAUGCCUCGCUCUUGACUUUACAAGAAAAAAGUGACAAAAAUAUUACAGAAAAAGAUGAAUUGGGUGAUAUAACCUCCAUAUUGUCUGACAGAGUUUAUGAAAAGGACAAUAAAACUGAGUUACCUGGACACUUUACAGACAAUUGCCUGACUUUGAGUUCACCUCAGACAACAGCAGACCCUUUAAUUUACCAAACUGAAGAAAAAUUGCAGCAAGAUGAUUCAAAACACAAAGAUUUGGUUAAAAACACAAGGGAUAAUGAAAAGCUCCUCUUGUUCAGACAUGACUUAGAUGACCUUGAUUUAAGAAAAUAUCUGCAGCAUCCAACACUGAAGCCAUUCAGUAAAGACAAUGCAGAUACAACGGCUGGGCAGCUUGUGCAAAGCCACAGUGUCCAGGGUGAGGAAAAUGAGAGCCGGGUUGCUAUUCAGAAUGAAAAAAUUGUCUUCAAAACACUCCCAAACCAACUCUCACCAGCAGAGAAUGUGCCUUAUGGUGAUACUCAAACCAAUAUGGUGGUACCUGGCUAUGAAGCGCAAGGCAAAAGAAGCACUAGUUCCUCAGAGCAAUCUUUUGUCUCUACAGUAGAGCAGCCACUUCAGGAGGAGUCAUUUCCACCAGUUCCCUUGAUGCAGAAGGCAUGCCUUCAAGAAAGCCAGAGGACUGAGAGUGAUGUGGGUGCAGACAGUAAGGAAAGCAACAAGGAGAGUGGAAGAGAGGUUGGGGAAGAUGAACCGCAAUAUUAUGCUGGUAGUGGUGCAGCAGAGAAGAGGGAGGGGAAUAUUACUGGGGAUAUACAGAGGAGCUUGAUGAAAGAGAAACUAAAGGGAGAGAAAAGUGAAGAGGCCAACAGCAUGGAUUCUGCUUCUGAUGGUAUAAGGGACAUGUCUGUCCCCAAGUCUGAGGAACCACAAACACCACCAUCUUCAAGCUCAACCAAACCCAGUCUGUUUAUGAUUAAAGAUAAUACAUUCAGGUCACCUCAGGUAAUAAGGGCUGUCAAGCUGCCCCUGUUCAGGUCCUUUUCCCUGGAUGAUACAGUGAGCAGCAGCUACAAAGAAAUGGAAUGUAGGUUUAUGCCGCCACCAGCGUGCAACGAGAAGCACCGAAACAUGUCGCAUGCCCAGGAGGUAGACUGCUCAGCAUCAAGGCGCAGAGGGCAGCAGAACGUGAGAGAUGGAGCAACUGACAGAGGGAAAGAGGCCAGUGAGGCUGGGUCCGCUUCAGCAACACUGGAUCCCAGUCCUCUGGAAGAUACAGAGAGCUUUUCAGAAGGGAAGGUGAUGGAAGAAGAUGAAGAAACUCGUGCUUUGUUAAAUAAAAUUGGGAAAAUGAAUGAGGAAAGUGUCUGCAGAAGGAAAGAGAAGCUCCAGACUAGGAAGGCAAGGCACAGUUUAACACAGUCAAAUAUAAGUCUGGGAAAUGACCAAGCACAUAACAACCCCAGCUAUCCCACAGAAAUAAAGACCAAUUACUUUAAGAAUCAUCAUUUAUCUAAUCGCAGAGGUGGCUCUUGUGCAAAAAAAAUAAUCACAAGGGAGACAAUUUCCCCUGUGACUGGCUCCAUAUCAGAGGACCAUACGUAUUCUCCUGUAUCCCACGAAGCCUUAGAGGACAUCAUACAUACAGAAGGUGCACCAGUUUUGUCAGACAGUCUUGCAUGCUCUGCUGUUACAAGCCCCAGGUCAGGCAGUACCAUGCACUCUCUUGCUGUCAGUUCUUCUUCAGACAAACUAACAAUGUCUGGCUUUAGAGGGACAGAGAAUGUAAUAAACCCUGCCUUGCUGAACGUAGCACUAAAGAGCCAAGCCAAUGUGGCUGCAGAAGAGAUACUUGAUUCUGCGGAGAAGAACCUACUUUCCUAUUGUAUAGGGGAAGCUGAGAAACUAGAGUCCAAGGGACUUGGGGAGAGAGCAGCAGGCAAGCCUCCCGCUGUGCCACCAAAAACAGAAAAGGCUUUGCGGCGGGCCAAAAAGCUGGCAAGCAGGAGGAAGAAAAUGCAAGAGCAGCAGCAAAAGCAUGAGACUGAGCAUACAGAUUCUGUAGGGAAAAAGUCUUCUCAUUCUGGACAGACACUAGCAUCUCCCUCACCCUUGCGAUAUUCUCCUCUCCAUCCUGCCCCUCACUCAACUUUCACAGAAACCAGUACAGCAAAACCCAGUGGAGUGUCAGCAGUAAGCCCCUCCCUCUCUUCAACCCAGCGUAAACUCCUCCAAGACCCUGACUCUGGCCAAUACUAUGUAGUUGAUUUACCAGCUGAAGUUAAUUUAAAGACAUUUUAUGAUCCAGAAACUGGAAAAUAUGUUCAAGUCUCAGUCCCUUCCACAGAAGGGAACUUGCACCAGCCUCCACCUCCAGAAAUUAUGAAUUCUCCCUAUGCCUCCUACCCUAGAGUGUUGCCUUUACCAGCUUCAUCUGUAGAAGUGCUGAAGUCACCUUCUCAGCUCUCUGAACCUACCUGGUUAAUGCCAGCUGUACCAGGAGAAGCAGUGAAAACACCUGAAGAUGGCCUGCAGGACUACAGAUAUGCUGAAGCUGUGGAUACCCAGCCCUGUAUUGAACCAGCCUCUUACCCCUACAGUCAAGAUGCUGAAGAAACUCAAGUUCACUUAGGAAAGGACAUGAACCCAACCUCAAAUACUGGCAUAGUGCCGCUCACCCACUUAGAUGAUUUUGCUGCUGAAGGAGUAUCUUGAAAACUGAAGUAACGAAACAUGCCAGAGUUUCUAAGAACCAUUUGGUCAGACGUGCACACAAAAGCACAUGCAGAUUUGAUGUUCGUACAACACUUUAUGUCUGAAUCUCAUUGUGGUUUGCAUGGGAAGGAAAUUGAAAGCUGACCACAUUGAAAGCUGCAAGGUGAUGAUAACUCCAAAGGAGUGUGAAAUUAAGUAAGCACUAAAUUAUUGGUAAGAUGAAGGGGCAAUGCCAGCUACACAAAUAAUUAUGACAGGAUGAAGCCACCGCUUGCUGCUGCUGCUUUGCCAUUACGAUGGUUGGUAUUGCCAAAGCAAAUGUCUUUUUGCCCAGAUGUGUUGCUCAAUAUAUGACAUGAAGUAAAACCUGUGAGACCAUCCUGUCCAUCCAAUGAGACCUAGGACAGAUGAUGCAUCUAUUGAACUUCUCUCACUCACUGCCUUUGAACCAUAUUGACAGGUAGAAAGCACCUCGCUAAAAAUAUGCAAUAAACCCAAGAUUCAUUUUCUGCACAUGUUGAUUGCCCAGAUGUUAUUAACAAGAUUGUAUACUGGGUGCACAACACAACAGCUAUGUCAAAAGAACUUUGAACAACCAGAAUACAGUUAGAGCUGCUUUAGACUUCUCAUGUAUUUUUGCAGUGUCCACUAACAUGCUGCUGAAUUCUUUAUAUUACUUGAUAAUCUUCAAAUAAGUUCCUUUAGGGUCAAGGUUAUUUAUAAUGCAGCUUAAAACUUCAACUUGUCUUGAUACUUUACCUGUAAUAUUUUGGUAAUGAGCAAGGUUGAAUUAAAUUUCAUAAUAGCAUUUAAUUUUUUCUUAGGAUUAGAAGACCUUUGCUUAUUAUAAUUGUCAUGGGUUUUGUUUUGUUUUCAGGCUUCCACUGAAAUACAACACUAACUUUUAAAACCUGAAAAACAUUGUACCUAAUUUUGGUCUUGUAGAUCUAUAAUUUAAAGAAAAAAAAAAACAAACCAAAAAACCAAACAUCUGAAGUAUAAAUUCCUAGAAAAUUGCUUCUUUGGAUUCUCAUUUUUCUUUGAAAGAUCUGUAACAAAAUACCACUGAUCCUUGCCUAAGCUUUUUUUUUUUUUUUCCAUCAUCAUAGAUAAUCAGAGAACCUUUGUGAAAAUGUGGAAAAAAUUAAGGAAAUAAGCGUGCUUAUAACUAUCUUUAUUUGGAUAUUGUUUUGCUUUUUCUCUCUCUCAUUUUCCUACUGUUUUCCCCAAUUAAAAUUGAAGUGCAGGAGCUCUAAGGAAGAAUUCUGUCAGUGACUUUCAGCCUGAUUCACAUCUCAGACUAUUUUUACAAGAUUGUUUUCAGUGAAGUGACUAAUGACUUCCUGAAAAGAAAGGGAAGAAUCAGGGCUUUUACUAAUAAAUACCAUGUAGAGAUGGGACAAAGGCGCUGCCCCACUCUCUCAGUUUUAGUAUUUAUGAUAGAGGUUUUCUUGCAUAAAUUCUUAUUUUCCCAGGACCAAGGCUGUUGUCAGGAAACAGACCAACACUUGGUUGUUUGGCUCCUUCCCUCACCUGAACUCAGCUCCCAGCCUUCCUCCAUCCCUGACAAGAGCUAUGCAUUCAGAACAUGUUCUAAUGCAGUUUUGUCAGUACUAAUUGCUAAAGCAUUUCCCUCCGAGGGUGUAGGUGUAGACACUAAGGGCAUCUCUUCCUAUAUUUCAGUGUGAUUUGAAUUUAGUCUUUAAUGAUUUUCUAAGGUUCAUUUCACCUGCAGAUUUGUGUUAGAUUGGCCACUUUGUGAUUUGGCAAGGACAGUUGCAGCAGAGGUGUGGGGUGGAUGUAGAGAAGCUUGUACUGGUUUGGUUGGAGUUUUGAGCACAUUCAGCCAAAUGCCUAUAUUUUAAUGAGUAUUUAUUGUUCAGUCUCCACCCUUGAAAAUUUUCAACACCUGAGUGGAUAAAGCCCUGGACAACUUGGACCGACCUCAAAACUGACCCUCCUUCAGCAGGAGGUUCAUCCAAACAUCUCCUGAGAUCUCUUGCAGCCUGAAUUAUCCUAUGAUCCUGUUAUGCAAACCCAAAAAAUUUUAAGCCAGCUUUGACUUAGAACUCACAAGAUGCUGUCUCCUCUGGGAAAGGCCUCAUUUUGAAAGAAAUAGAAAAGAAUUUGAAAACGAAGAGUUUCACUAACAAGGAUCAAUAUUCAGGUUGUUAAAUUAAGGGAAAUUACUUCCGUUAUUAAUAGUUUUCCUUUUUUUAAUCACAAAUAUUUUGCUAAACUGACAUGGUGCUAUUCAUGUUGCACUUCUCUGUUCCUGUCACUAUAUACUGCAUAAUGUCUACUCAGUAUAGAGCAGAAUGUCAUCUACAUGUUAAAAUAUAGAUAAAUAGAUCUAUUAAAGUUUUCCACGGUAUGUUUAGACAGAACCUUUGCAAUCUGAAAGACUAGCAGAGUAUACAAGCCUUUUUCUUUGGUUUGGUAUUACAAAUGUAAAUGCCCUUAGCAGCCUCAAGUCAAGAAGUAGGCAGGCUCUCAGAUGGUAGAAUAAAUCUUGCUGUCCAAGGGGAGACUGUGGAUACAAAGUAUCCGCACAGAUAUAAAAAAAAUGGUACUUUGAUAAGCAAAAUAUACAACUGCAUUAAAAAAAAUCCCUUUUGCUUAGUUAACUGUUAUUUGUUUUGUAGAUAUACACACUUCUGAACCCAUUUUUUUGAGGGCCACCUUAAACUGGGAGAGAAUGAGAUCCUCCAACAUACUGUAAUACUUCUAGGUAUGUGAGGAAAGCAGGGUGUAUUUUUUUACUUUACUGUAAAGGCAAAGUGAAAUACGGGCAUGUGAAAAGGAGCCAGUCCUAACUUGCAUACCUAAUACAUUUCAAGUAGGACUUCUUCAUUUUGAACAACUCUUUCUGUUAGCUGAAGGAACUGCAUUCACUGCAGACUGUGUCUCUAGACUUGCAUGUGUCCCAGAGGGAGUUUUGACCUAGAGAAUUUGUAGCCAAACAAACACAGCACUGGGGGAGUUUUGAAAACAAAUAUGAAAGUGGUUCUUGUUGUGUAUCCAGAGCUUUCCUUAAAGCAUGUCACCACAAGGAGGGAAUGAUGUUGUACAGGUGUACAAGGUCCCAGCACAAUAUUGAUGUCGUUUGAGAGUGAACCCACCAGCAAACCUGCCUCUGGCCUAGACCAUGUUGUUGGCCAACUUCUUGCUAGGGUGUGGGAGUGUACAUACACACCUGCACAUGCAAACACACAAACAAACCUAUAUAUAUAUAAAAUAUUGUUUAUAUUUACACAUAUACCUAUAAAAAUGCCAUUUCAUAUCAGUAUAAAGCAGCAGUAAUGCCUACAAAGGUGGAUACAAAAUGUUUGUGUAUUAAAAGAAAAACAAAUGACAGCUUUUCAAAUAACAAUUUUCAUUCUUUUCUUAUCCUUUUCUGUUUGUGUUUGUUGGGGGUUUUUUCCAUUGCUGCUGUGGAAAACAAAGAUGGAAGAGGUCAUUACUAGGCAAAAUGAAAGCUGUGAAUUGACCUCUUUCUUUUAGGGAGAGGGCACUAUGGGAAAUGUGCAAUAAUCAUGAAAACAGUUGUAGGAAAGCACUGUUUCGUGAUGCAAAUGACAGUGACAUUAAAUCAUAGGUGUGUUGAGGCAAACUAAGCUGAAUUCUGCCUUGCCAGCAGCCAGUGGUUUAGACUAAAGAGCACAGCAGGCUCUUUGCAUGCACAGAAGCACAGCAAGCUGAAGGGAGGGCCAUCGAUUUCACUGCUCCCUUCUCCUGCGCGUGGCCUCUUUUGCAUUUUGCAUUCGUGGGUGUCCUGACACUCAUUUACAGCAGUGGUUCUUCCUUGGCAGAUGUGAAUGAGGCCAAACCUGGCUUACAUACUCUUUGGCUGUUGGGCCAGAACCACUUCCCUUUGAACCUCCUUCUCUUUCUGGGGCAACUGCGACACCUUCCAGUCCAGUUGUCACAUAGACUGACAUCCCACAACCAUGGCUCUUUCCCAAGAGCUCCGAUUUCCUUAUGCAAAAUACUGGGUUUGUUUUAGAGAGUGCAAUUUAAUUGAAAUGGCUUACAUGCAUGGAUUUUUUUCAACUCCUCCUUGGAUAUUUAGUGCCUUCCUAAGUCAUCUGUCCAAUAAAAUGUGUAUCAUUGGCACGUUCCAUCAAUGCACCUGUAUUUGCAAAUAAAUAAUUAUUUAUUAACUAAUAAACAAAAUAAACAAGACUUGUUUUACAGUACUUGAAUGACUUCUAGACAGCUUUUUUUAUUGUAAUUAUAUCUUAUUGUAAUUUUAUCUCCAAGCAGAAAGAGUCAACAACGUGAAAGUGUGUGUUUGUGCAUGCAUGUGUGUGGUACACAAUUAAAAGAUCUAGGAGAUGACUAAGUGCAGGGCUUUGUCCUCCUUCCUUACCCUCUUAAAGCGAGGGAGAAGGAGGUUAGUCAGAAACACCUCUGGGCCAGGAUUCCUGCAGUCAUUCCCACCCCUCCCUGCUGUGCAAGAGCAGCAGUCUGGCCAAAGGACCCUGCGGUUGUGGUGCCAGCACACGGUCCAGCAGCACUGGAAGAGGAUCACCUUCCCACUACCCAGAGGACAUCGGGGCUUUUGCAUUCCUUGUGCCACAUCCACUAGAGAGAAAUCACCAGGCCACACAAAUGGCACCCUGAGAUAAAAAGCAAUCCUUUCUGUUCCCGACACUGAUAAGAUGCAGAGGAUAUGGACUGGAUCUGGCCCAAGAGAGACUCUUUCUUCAAUUGCACUGCGAUGGCUGAAAGUCUGUUAGCAGAACUGGUUUCUGCUGGUGAGCGCUGCCUGCCUGGAUCAGGUCUCCUGAGAACACGUUCCCAGGGAAUGUGGGUAGAAACAUUUCAGAAUUAUUCCAUGCCAAACUGGCUGUAGCUUUGUGAACUUUCCCAAAGGAAAAGUCAGAAAGAAAUGAAAGGAGAAUUUCAUAUUGCAGUAUGAGACUUGUUGAUAGUACCUCCAUACAUGGAUAUACACUUACGUAGAGAUGUAUCUAGACAUGUCUACAUAAUUAUAGAUAUAGUAUUCAUGUUCUACUGAAGUGUCUGAGCGUGAUCUAAAUGGCAUCCUUGAAAUGUUCUUGCAUCUCCCACCAGUAAGUUUGCAUGUCCUGUUGCUUGCAGGGUCUGCCCCAAGGUACCUUAAGCCCUGGGCUUCCCAUGUUCCACUACCCAAGGGAGACAAAUGUUCACCUCUUUCCAUAUUCUUACCAGGACUAGGGAAUGUACCUGGGAUGCCCCGAUACCUCCGUUUCUUCUGGUGGAAGAGGAAGUGGUUGCCCUCAUAUAGACUCCUCUUGACAAAGGGGAUGCAGAUGGUGAGUCCCGAGCUGUCCCCCAGGCUAAGCCAGGUGGGACUGUAAAGGGAGAUGGAGAAGCUUAAUACUCUCCCUUUGUGAAACCACUGCACUAUCAGCCUGAGAUAGAUAAGACACACUUCUGGCAACAAGAUCAGCCUCAACAGUCUAACUCAGCAGUAUUACUGGCACUAGCCCUGAGCUGCUAGCAGUAAACUUCUUGCCUUAGCAACUAGAUGAGCCUGAACAUAAACAAAGCAGGAUCAAAUACCAGCUGGAACACUGGCCUAAAAACCUACUGACACAGCCAAGCCACGUGACUGCACCUUAGCAGGAAUUUUCCAAUAAACAGCUUCUCAGCUGAAAAAAACAGGCUUCUUUGACAAGAGUGAAACUGCUGGUAGAUAAAAGCAUGUUUGUGCUGGGUUUUUUUUGAACCGGUGUCUUCUGGGUUGGGAAAUUUGCUGAAAAAUUAUUGAGAAGUCCUCCUUUGAUGUUUGCAUGUAUGUAUAAAUGAACAGUCCUACGGCUUUUCUUUUGGCUUGUAACAACUUUAAAAGGAGUAAUUUAAAUAACAUUUAUUUUAAAGUUGAAAUUAAAUCAAAACUUUUCAAAUAUCUCAGAAAUUCUCCAGUAGUCCAGGUUGGUUUAUUACUUUGUGGUUUCUUGGCUUUUUUCUUUAAGUGUUUGGGUUUUGGGGCUUUUUGUUCUGUUUGGAAUGAGGAAGAGAUGUCACCAUUACCAAAAUUGCUAUAUGAGGAAAAAACGGUUUCUGAUCCAGUCACAAAGAAAUGUGCCUAGUGCCAGCUGCCACCAAUGAGAUUCUGCAGAUGUCCCACUUGCGCUGAACUGUUCAUAUCUCUGGAUACAGCUGCCUGGUGACCAGCUCCAUGCUGAUGGUCUCGUUAUUAAUACUGAGGAGAGGGCUAUUCCUGCUGCUAAUUAACUGUGUUAUCAAGUGGUAGGGGAACCUGGUUGUAGUUUUGUAUCCUUCUUGGCAUCCAGGACACGUUUAAUGGCAUGCAAUAUCUGCCUCCCUGGGGUAUACUAAGAGAGGUUAUCUGAUCGUACUCAGUAGGACUAUAACCACAUACUUGUCAAUUUUUAAAUUUCUCAUCAAAAAAACUCAGACCACAGCUUGGUCCUUGAAAAGCUUCCAGCCACAUUCACAUUGUGGAAGUGGCACUAAUGUAAGAGCAAUGGUAUAUUCAUAUUACACCUGAAGCACUUCAGAGAACGCAGCUUUGUCAGUAAAACUGAGCUUUGCACCAUGGCAGUAAGAACAUCCCAUAUAUAAAUCUCACACAAGUAGUAAAACAAAGGUUUUAUAGGUGUGACUGUGUCUGUCCUAUGGGCUUUUGCUGGAGCCGCAUUCUCAGCCAAGGCCGCUUAUGCCUGAUAGGACUGAACAGGAGGAAUCCUGUGUUUCUCACAGGCCAUAGAUAAAACCAUAUAAAUUCCAAAAAGUGUUUUUUAUUCCAGCUAAUCCUAAAUCCAGCCUGAAUCAAACUAAACCAUUGCUUAUUCUUAAUUCCCUCAAGUUAAUGCUCAUGUUGCUGUGUAUACACUGUUAACUAAUGCAGCGCACAGCAGACAUUGUCUCCCGUACCGUGCUGGGUUGUUUGAAACCUUUUCUUCCCCUCACUGCUUAUUGCUGUUUCUGCUGGCAGAAACACUUCACAAGGGCUCCCCAGUCUGCUCUGUGUGGUGCAGGAAGCUGAGUCACCUAACUGCAGGUCUGAGCCCUAAUGAAGGGAAAACCCACCAAAAAGAGAAGCAUCUGGGGUUUUCUAAGUGACACACACGAAUACCUGGCUGCUUGUUAUCUGUGUUAUUUGUCUGAAUAACAAGCUACACCUUUGAUCUGGAUUACUCCCAGGUUCAGCCCCUCAGGACAAGUAUUUGGGUAUUUCGCUCUCUGAGUGGGUUUUUGAAACUUUCCUUUCUGACCCUUGUUGGACUGUGAUUGUGAAUUCCUCCCUUAAGAUCCUCUGGCUCAGUCCCAGUUAGGUUUACCUCUAAAUGUGACUAAUGGUUUAGAGGAGCAAUAGAAUCAGCUCUUUCCUCUUCCUUCCCUGCCAGCAGCCAAUUUCUUGUGCACUGCUACAAAAAUAUUUCUAAUAAAAAUGAACAACUCCCAGGGAUGCUCCUAUCCCUUGUUGUGCCAAGGACUGGUGAUCACAUCAGCAUCUUGGUUCUCAAGCAUCUGCCAAAACUUGAUGGCUUCAGCCAGCAGAGUGGAGCAAGGGUGAGCCAGCUGUGAUAAAACAGCAGAGUUUAGGUUCCUGGGGAGUCUUCUUUGCAGAGAUGGGCUUCUUCAUUUAAUGGGGCUUGGAUCUUAUUUAACACAUCAGCUCAUGUACAGUGCGGGUGUAAAGAAGCUGUGUGUAUACAAUUAAAAAAAAAUAGUCUAUUCAAUACCUAGAGGAGUCCUAAUAAAUCUGCCGCUAUAGCAAGUGUUAGUCUCUAGGGCAGAUACUGAAUGCUGGAGUUUAAUAAACAAAAAUUCCGAAGCAGAAGAACUGAAAGGUAAACCAGUUCAGCUGUCAAAGCUAACACAAUUUAAUUAGAAAUUAAAAGUUUUUUCCUGUUCUGAGUAGUCCCAAGGACUAGCAUCUCAGACUGGUUAUACCUGGGCUGCCUUCUGAUGGCUGCUCUCAGGGCAUGUUUUCUGACCAUAUGAUCAGAGGUCUUCCAACCCAGGCUGAAAGGCACUGCUGAGGACACAGGAGCUUAUACCUGAAUAGAAUCUGGCAGCUAAUAUUUGCCCAGGUCGUCUGUGGAGCAGAAGAUAGGAAGCUGUGAAAGAUUACUUUCCAGGUGUCCACCUGUAUACAGCAUUAAUGCCAAAGGGGCUUGUGCUGGGGCUUAGAAUGCAGGAGAGUAACAACCUGUCCUUAGCCCAGCCCAGAGAACUGGGCAUUUCCUCUAUACAAGCAGAACUGUAGCAGUCUCAGAUGCUCCAGGGACUGUAGGGUGAUUUAGAUUAAGCUAUACUUUAACUGUCUGAGACCAGAAACAGCUUCAGAGCUGUUGCUGCUUUUAUGAGAAAAUAAGAAAUUAACUUUUGGACCCAUUGGAACAGAUUUGUGUGUGGGGGAUUAGAUGUGAAGGUGAUUCCACCUGCCGAAAAGGGCUGCCUUUUGUUGCUUUGCAUAUGAGAACUCUUCUGAAAUGACACAGGUAGUGUUGUUUUUUCCUUCUCUAUUUCAUGCUAUGGAUGUUACAAGAGUAUUGCAAAUACACUGACUACAGAACCAGACAUUGGUAUUAAAUACUGGAAGAGCUAUGCAGGUCAAUAUUUUAAAUCCUGUUGAAUUUUAGCUAUUACUAGUUUACCAAUGCAGACGUCACAGCUCAAAAAAAUGAUGCUGAGGCUUCUGAGAUAGCAGGCCAGAAUCUAUUUGUCUUGUGGCAAAGACCUUAGGGCAGGCAAUAAGGACACUGUGGUUAGAUUAUUAAGAUAUUGUCAACACAUCACUCUCAAAUAAGGCUGGAUUUACUAUAUGCCAAUGAAAUUCUCUUCUCAUGGGCCAGACCUAUAUAAAGGCUUCUUUGGUUGAUAUCAGGAAAAGAUUGUAUUUUGUGGUAAUAUGGUCACCCUAAGUCAAUAUUUCACAAGAGUGCAAAGGAAGUUUUUAAAUGGAAAGAAUAAAACAUCAUUUACUGCACUCUGCCGAGGCUGCUCUUUUAUUUAUGGCAGGGGUGUCAAACUCUUCAGUGGAGAGGUCUGAAUUAUGUACUCAGAGCUCCGGUAUCAAUUCA